AUGUCCGGCUACGUGAACGACAUGUGGCCGGGCUCGCCGCAGAAGGACUCGCCCUCGACGGCCCGCUCGGGCCGGUCCAGCCGCCCGUCCUCGGCGUCCGGGGCCUCCCGCUCGGGCUCCAGCGGCUGCGGGAGCCCGUCGUCGUCGGGGAGCCGGCCCGCGCCCCGCCGCGGCAGCCCGCCUCGCUCCGGAAGGCGCCACCCCGGGCAGCACCGGCGCUCCUCGCGCUCGUGCUCGCGCAGCCGGUCGCGGUCGCGCAGCCGCCGCGCCCGGCCGGGGCCCCGCCGCGCCGCCCGGAGGCCGCAGCGCCCGCCUCCCCGGCGCCGCUCCCGCAGCAGGUCCCGCUCGCGCGGACGGUCGCCGUCCCGCAGGGCCCGCGGCGUCCCGCGGGGGCGGCGCUACUACGGCUUCGGGCGCACGGUGUACCCCGAGCAGCACCGAGGUUGGCGCGCGAGGUCCCGGACGCGGUCGCGGAGCCGGACCCCCUUCCGCUUGAGUGAGAAAGAUCGGAUGGAGCUGUUAGAAAUAGCAAAAGCCAAUGCAGCAAAAGCUUUAGGAACAACCAACUUUGACUUGCCAGCUAGUCUAAGAACUGUUUCUGUAUCUAAAACAAACUUUGGAACAUCUGUACCAAAUGGUGCAAAGUUUGAGAUGUCAGAAAACCUAACAGAAGAUGGAACUAAAAACCCAAAUGAAAAGUCUUCCCAGCAAAAAAGCAUAGCCUUUAGCUCUCAUAAUUCUGUAGCAAAACCAAUGCUUCAGAAACCAGCUAAAACUACUGCUAUAGAGACCUCUUCAGGAUCCCCCAAAAUUGAUCUGAAAAAAAGUCCAUAUGGACUGUGGAUACCUAUUUAAAAGAAGAUACGGCCAAGGUUGCCUAAAAUGCACUUUAUUAUAAAUUUGUGUUCUAGCAUUAUUGUAUUCCUUCGGGCCAUUUAUUGGUAAAUGUUGCAGUUAAAACACCAACACAAAAAGAUGUCAAUACUUACUAUUUUAAAAUUAACAUUUUAGAUCUCUUGCAGUUAGAGAGCACAAAUGGACCAGAGGUUACAUACAGGUGGGAGUCUUAUAUAUGUAUUUGUAAAUGUUUUGUAUAAUAGAGUGGUUAUUUAGAAGUGAAAUUUGUAAGACACAGUAAUUAAACUGUGUUGUAUAUAUUUUUAAUAAAGUUGUUUUAUUUUAGUCUCAUUUUCAUUUUUAUAUUACAUAAUGGGUCUUUAUGUUAAUGAAGAAUAAGGGUGUCUGUCCUGAUAAAAGCUUUAGAAAGAUUUAAGUCAUUUUUAGAAUCUUUCUGCAAGUGUUAUAUGACUUAAACGAUGAAAUGUUUGAAUUGAAUGUUAGAUAUCAGAUUAAUGGAAUUUUGUGCCUAUGUGCUAGGUCUAGCUAGCAGUAAAACAUCUUGCCUAGACAUAGGCAAAAAAAUAAAAAUUCUAGACUAAAAACAUGCACAUGAUUUCAUUUCAGUGACAUGGAUGAUUCAUUUUAAGUGGGUCUGUUUUCUACUUUCUCUUUUGCCAUCAUUUUGAAGUCUUAAAUUUAGAAAGCAGGGAUAACAAGUUAGUCUAGCAGAAUAUUAGAGGCAAAAUGAAAAAACAUAGAUACAGAAUAAAUAGGUGAGCAGGCUGAAAACCUAAGUAGUUGACUUUUUAAAAAGAUAAAGGUCUUCAAGUAGAUCCUAAUAAAUUGCUAUUAACUGAAACUGUGCUGUUCAGUAUCUUAGCUAUAUUUACCAAUAAGAUAUCUGCCAGCAAGCUGGUAACUAAAAUUUCAGUUCUCAGUCAUGCUUGCCAGGUGUGUGCUGUACCCCUGUGUGGCUAGUUCGUAUCCUGUUGGAAAGUACAAACAAUACUUUCCUGUCAUA
This is a messenger RNA of Talpa occidentalis (Iberian mole), 1861 nucleotides long. RefSeq names its product arginine and serine rich protein 1 (gene RSRP1). The transcript is spliced from 4 exons. The coding region runs from base 1 to 855 and encodes 284 amino acids. Lineage: Eukaryota; Metazoa; Chordata; Mammalia; Eulipotyphla; Talpidae. The record is from RefSeq and is a predicted model, not a curated record.